GCCCUUUGAGUACUACUGUGUGGCCCGGCAACCCAGCACAACCAGGUAUCUGCUUGGAACCCAGCCACCAUAAAGCCUGCUAGCUAAAAAAAUUUUACAUCUCUCAGUUCAUUCAGCACAGACCCCUGCCUCAUUCACCUGUGACUCUGCUUGGAAAAUACAUCAGUUACAAAGCAGCCAAUGCAAUUAUCUCAAGGGAAAUUGAAAAAUGGACCUUUGAAAAUGCUACAUUUACAAUGAGAAAUGCCAUAAUUCAAUGUUUAUUCUAUGGGUCCUUGACAUUUGGGAUCUGGACAGCUCUGUUAUUCAUAUAUUUGCACCAUAAUCAUGUGAGCAACCAGCAGAAGAAAAGCCAAGAGCCUCUGUCAGCUUGGUCCUCUGGAAAAAAAGUGCAUCAGCAAAUUAUCUAUGGCUCAGAGCAAAUACCAAAACGUCAUGUAACAGUCAAAAGGACUGAUGAAGAUAAAACAAAGUCUAUGUUAGGUACGGAUUUUAACCAUACAAACCCAGAACUUCAUAAAGAACUUUUACAAUAUGGAUUUAAUGUGAUUAUCAGUAGAAGCUUGGGCAUCGAAAGAGAAGUGCCAGAUACCAGGAGUAAAAUGUGUCUUCAAAAACAUUACCCAGCCCGCCUCCCGACUGCCAGCGUUGUCAUUUGCUUCUAUAAUGAAGAAUUUAAUGCCUUGUUUCGGACCGUGUCCAGUGUCAUGAACCUCACGCCUCACUAUUUUCUUGAAGAAAUUAUUUUGGUAGAUGACAUGAGCAAAGUUGAUGAUUUGAAAGAAAAACUAGACUAUCACCUGGAAACUUUUCGGGGAAAGGUUAAAAUAAUAAGAAACAAAAAGAGAGAGGGGCUGAUUCGAGCAAGGCUGAUUGGAGCUUCUCACGCUUCAGGGGAUGUUCUGGUGUUCCUGGACAGCCACUGUGAGGUGAACAGAGAAUGGCUGGAGCCCCUGCUGCAUGCCAUUGCCAAGGACCCCAAAAUGGUGGUGUGCCCCCUGAUAGAUGUCAUUGAUGAUAGAACUCUGGAGUAUAAGCCCUCUCCUGUUGUAAGGGGAACUUUUGACUGGAACCUACAAUUUAAAUGGGAUAAUGUUUUCUCUUAUGAGAUGGAUGGACCAGAAGGACCUACUAAACCAAUCCGGUCACCUGCAAUGUCUGGAGGAAUUUUUGCUAUACGUCGGCAUUAUUUUAAUGAAAUUGGACAGUAUGACAAGGAUAUGGAUUUUUGGGGAGGAGAAAAUUUGGAACUUUCACUAAGGAUCUGGAUGUGUGGAGGCCAACUCUUUAUAAUCCCCUGCUCUCGAGUAGGACAUAUCAGUAAGAAACAAACUGGAAAACCUUCUACAAUCAUCAGUGCUAUGACACAUAACUACCUAAGACUGGUGCACGUUUGGCUGGAUGAAUAUAAGAGAAACGUGAACUAAAACUUCAAAGAGCUAUUUCAACACCACCACUUAGAUUAGCAGAAUUUUAAAAGUCUGACAGGCCUGGCUGGGCACAGUGGCUCAUGUCUCUAAUCUAAGCACUUGGGAGGCCGAGGCAGGCAGAUCACCUGAGGUUGGGAGUUCAAGACCAGCCUGACCAACAUGGAGAAACGCCAUCUCUACUAAAAAUACAAAAUUAGCUGGGCGUCAUGGCACACUCCUGUAGUCCCAGCUACUCAGGAGGCCAAAGGAGGAGAAUCGCUUGAACCCAGGAGGCGGAAGUUGCAGUGAGUCAAGAUUGUGCCAUCGCACUUCAGUCUGGGCAACAAGAGCAAAACUCCAUCUCAAAAAACAAAACAAAACAAAACAAAAACUUACAGGCCCAAGUGUCGGUGAGCAAUAGGAUCUCUCAGCUUUCACUUAUGGGAGUGUUGACUUUUACAAAAUUGCAUCUGAAAAUAGCGUGGCAGCACCUACUAAAGUAAAAGAUCUGAAUAUCUUGUGAUUCAGCAGUUCUGCUCAUGCAUAUGCUACAGAAGCGCAUGCUUUUGUGCACCAGGACACAUGAAUAAGAAAACUAAUAAACAGCAUUAUUUGUUUUAGCCAAAACUUAAUACAAUACAAAUACUCAUCAAGAGUAGAGUGGACAACUGUGAUAUAUUUAGUCGCUAUAAUCCUAUACAGCAAUGAAAAUUAACUGGGCUGGGCGUGGUGGCUCACACUUGUAAUUUCAGCACUUAGGGAGGCCAAGGCAGAUGGAUCACCUGAGGCCAGGAAUUCAAGACCAGCCUGACCAAUGUGGUGAAACCUCAUCUCUACUAAAAAUACAAAAAAAAUUAGCCGGACAUGGUGGUGGGCACCUGUAAUCCCAGCUACUCGGGAGGCUGAAGCUGGAGAAUUGCUUGAACCCAGGAGGCAGAGGUUGCAGUGAGCCAAGAUCACACCACUGCACUCCAGCCAGGGUGACAAGAGUGAAGCUCCAUCUC
Pongo pygmaeus (Bornean orangutan) is the source of this 2413-nucleotide messenger RNA. It is a transcript of the gene GALNTL5, whose product is annotated as polypeptide N-acetylgalactosaminyltransferase like 5. Gene Ontology annotation, cellular component: Golgi apparatus. NCBI's taxonomy places the organism in Eukaryota, Metazoa, Chordata, Mammalia, Primates, Hominidae. Gene Ontology annotation, biological process: spermatid development. The transcript is spliced from 9 exons. Bases 237 to 1427 code for a protein of 396 amino acids. The record is from RefSeq and is a predicted model, not a curated record.